Messenger RNA from Ustilaginoidea virens, 1776 nucleotides. RefSeq lists its product as uncharacterized. The coding region runs from base 1 to 1776 and encodes 591 amino acids. The record is from RefSeq and is a predicted model, not a curated record. NCBI's taxonomy places the organism in Eukaryota, Fungi, Ascomycota, Sordariomycetes, Hypocreales, Clavicipitaceae. Gene Ontology annotation, molecular function: DNA-binding transcription activator activity, RNA polymerase II-specific; transcription cis-regulatory region binding. The transcript has 3 exons. Gene Ontology annotation, cellular component: RNA polymerase II transcription regulator complex.
AUGGCUUCCAGCGGCAACGGGGCCGGCUCUUUGCCACCCAACUUCUUCCUCACCCCGCACCAGCAGAGCUUGCUCUUUGCCGCGCUCAAUGCCAACAAGCAGCCCAUCGCUCCCGCGGCGGCGGCCAAGAGCAUGCCGCUGCCUCGCCAUUCAUCUCAGGCUUCCCCGCUGCAGACCGCCGGAGGAGCUGGCUUCCAGGACGGCCCGUUUCUGGAUGAGUACGACUACGACUACGGCUUUGGCGCUUCCGGCUUCGACUUCCCCCAUGCCAGCCCAGGCGAUCCUCUGAAUCCGGCCGGGGAUGCGCCUGAUGCUCCUGAUGCUCCUGAAGCAGCCCAGUCCGAAUCCACCGAAAACGAGUCGCACGAGAAGAGAAGCCACCCCGACGGCGAGGACGACGACAGCAGCCCGGGCAAUGACUCCAAGAGACGGGAGAGCGCGGAAAAGAUUGCCAAAAAGCCCGGCCGUAAGCCGCUCACGUCAGAGCCCACAACUAAGCGCAAGGCACAGAACAGAGCCGCCCAACGGGCGUUUAGAGAACGCAAGGAGAAGCAUCUCAAGGACCUGGAGACCAAGGUCGAGGAGCUGGAAAAGGCCUCGGAGGCUGCCAACCAUGAGAAUACAAAGCUGCGGGUCCAGGUGGACCUUAUCACGGCUGAGCUGAACCAGUACAAACAGCGCCUGGCCGUUGCGACGCAAACCAAGCCUCCCUUUAAAGAGAAGCCGUCCCUCGGCAACGCCGCUCUGGUCAACCUCGGCGAUGUCAACUUUCAGUUUGAAUUUCCCAGGUUCGGCGCCCUCCCCGGGCCUCGGCCCUUUAGUCCCCUUCCGAAUGGGCAGAAGGACAGUCCCGGUCCCGGCCCCGGCCUGGGCGGCAAAGGCAGCCAGUCGCUGCCGUCAAAUCCGCUUCCGCCAAGCCGAAACGACUCGGCCCCGAAGCCUGCUGGCGCCUCCGCGCCCUCCAGGAGCGGCUCAGGCUCAACCCGCGCCGGCUCUCGCACCAGCCUCGACUCGGUCCCCUUUAGUGCUGGUGCUGGUGCUGGUGCUGCCGCCGCCGCCGCCGCCGCCGCCGCCACCAGCUCUCCGUCGGCAUCGUCCAACUCCCUCACCGGAGGGUCCACCUCGUCAUGCGGGACGUCCCCCGAGCCGUUUACGCAAUCCCCGCUGGGCUUCAAGCCCCUCGAGACGCUGACCACCAUUGGCGAAGAGCAGCCCAGCUCCGCGCCGCACGACCAGCCGUUUGCGCACUUUGCCAACGCGGCCGACAUGGCGAGCCCCAGCUUCGACUGGCUCGUGCAGCACAACGGCGGCGGCAGCUUCGACCCCCAGCUGUUCGGCGACUACCGAGAAUCGCAGGAAAGCGUCCUCGCCGGCAACCCUUCCUUUGACGACUUUUUGCUCAGCGACGGGCUCGACGCCGACUUCUUCACGCCCUUCAACACCGCGACCGCGCCCGCGCCCGCGCCCAAGAAGAGCCUCAUCGCCGAGAUUGACGCCGAGAUUGACGCCCAGCAAAGGGCCACGGAACAGCAUCUGGCCGCCGCGCCAAACGUGAGCUGCACGCAAAUAUUGGAGAAGCUGCGAGGCUGCCCCGUGGCGCAGAACAGCGACUUCGACCUGGACGGCCUGUGCGCCGAGCUCGCCAAAAAGGCAAAGUGCUCCGGCAGCGGGCCCGUCGUCGGCACGCACGACUUUGACUCCAUCCUCCACAAGUACGUGGGCAGCGACGCGGCAGUCAAGCAAGAAACGCCCAACGGAGCGGCGACACUGCCGUAG